AUGGAGCUACCACUCGAGCCCCCAACCCGACCGCAUGCAUCCGACGAAGUGAUCGAGUGCUGGGACGACGAUGAUGAUCUGCAAUUCAGCGAGGGUCUGCAAUUCCGGACCGCCUCCAGCACCGGCUCGCUCGUCAAUUGUUCGUUUCGCCCGUCCGGACACCGCGACUCCAUCUCAUCGCGUCUCUCCGCUCGCUCCGAUCUAGAUUCCAACCUGGGCGAGGAGGACUGGCAAGUCUUGCUGCACGACAACGACGACCAUGCCAAGGAAGAGGCGUUGGCCUCGGCCAAGCAUGCCGGCAUUCCCAUUCCCUCCAAUAUUCCUAGUUCGGCCCUCAUUGGAGGUGCCAUCAAACGUCUCUCAGCUCGCAAAUCCAAACGCACCUUUGUGGACGACUGGUCGGAGGAUGUCGAGCUCCCCAGCCCGGACGCGGUGCUGGAACUCAAGACGCCACGCGAGAAUACCUUCCCGGACACACUACGACACCUCGCAUCGACGGCCACCAGUCCCGUGAAACCCUCCACCGCUCCCAAGUGGGACAUUGACCUGUCUAACCGAUUACAGGCCGCUUUUGUGCCUCUGUCACGCUUCCGGGAUGAAGACGAGAUCGACGUCGAUCUGGACGUGCCAACGAUUAAAGCGCCCGCGCCUCGCUCUCCCAAGAGGACAGCCGAGUCCCUCGUCCAAUCAUCGCCUGCGGAUGACCACGAUGCUGAUGACUUUGACGAUGAUUUCGAACUCCCCACGGACAAUCAACCUCUGCAGCUGAGCCACCAGAAGCCCCGUGCCGAGGUCUUGAGCCCCGGCUUGGACGACUUCGAUCUGGACUGGUCCGAGGGCAGUAUCGGUGUUCGUAUGGGUGGGACGACCCGGGACGGGCGAUCCCUUCCUAGUUCUUCCAUCUCCAUCGCCAGUCCCAGCGUCUCCAGCUGUCUCACCGCUGAAAGCGAGGAGGAUGGUCUGGACGGAAUCUUGUUCCCAGAGGGUCAAGUGGACUUUCACGCUUCGCUCCGGCGUCGACAAGAAGCCCAAACGGCUCCAGAAUCUACUACGGGACAGGGAAGGUCGGCGGAGAGACCAGUUACGCCACCGGCAGAGGAUAAUGAUUUCUUUUCUGGCAUUGAAGUUGAACAUGGCAGAGUGUUUGGACAGGGGAAAAUGAACCUCAACCCCAACGUCAAAUGUAAAACAGAAUUGCCCACCAGUCCCACUCGUCGGCCAGCGACCACCCUCACAUUCACCAACACCGUCGGCGAGUCCUCUCCAAAGACUCGAAUCCCUCGACUAUCCGGUCAUGAACGCCCGCGCUCGACCCAUCUGGAGACCGUCUCCGAGAGUGGUGCGCCGCUCUCCAGGUUUCGCAGCUCCCAAUCUCGACUCGGUCACUCCGCACAGUCCUCCGUGUCCAGUAUGCCCGCAACGGGUACCAAGUCCCCAUCACCCACGCCCAGUCUAUCCAGUCGAAAAAUUCUUGGAUCACGUACUCCCAAAGAGUCUCCCUCCUUCCCCUCCUCCUCCUCCUCCAACUUCGAAGAACGCCGGCCCUUAUCGCGCCAGCUUCGCACAAAGAGGUCCUUACCUUCCAUCCGCGGAGCCGCGUCGUCCGCGUCUUCGUUGGCAUCCCAGCAGACUCCUCCAUCGUAUGCCGGCGGAUCCACACGUAUCUCCCUCCCCCGACCGAAGACUCCCGUGGAACGGACCGUGACCGUGACCCAAGAGGGACGGGGCUCAAUCCGUCGAAGCCAAGGGCCGUACCUGUCCACUGCUGCCUCUGAACGGCGAUCUCAGAAUUCCUCUCUCCACAGUUAUCGUCCUUCCCGUCGAAGCAACUCGGACAGCUCGGGCGAUCUGCUUGGAACGCAAGGCCCAUUUACCUCCCGAUUGUCGCGACCAUCGCGUCCCGAGAACUUGCGAUUGAGUCUAGACGAGACCCGCACAGAUCACCCGGGAUCCAGCAGCAGCCUCACCACGAAGAAGCGAACCUUGACGAAACCGACUCGACGACGCCAUUUCGGAGAUGGCACAGAAUUAGAGGUCUUUGAUGAUCUCCCCACCUCAGCGUCGCUCGAGAGCAAAUUCACCAAGAACCCUGCUGGGCGAGGGGCCCCUCGCACCGCACGGGCUCGUCUCAGCCAAAGCCGCAUUACACCUCCUAUUGAAUCUCCUACCGCGCAAUUCACCCAAUGGAGCCCUCCGUCGGCUACCAAGCCGCUCAAGACGACUCCGCGCUUCGCUCAGGACACCAAUGCAUCUCGGAAUGCACGUGAGCAGCGGAUUGCCUCGCUGAACUCGCGUAGCCGAGACCAGAGCACCCCACUGACCUCGUUGACGUCGAAUUGGAAACCCCACUCGGCUGUCCCGCGCGUUUCACCUGGUUCGGCGUCUGUACGAAGCCGCAAGACCAAACCCGUGACCAAGUCUUCGUCUAAACCCCAGCUGAUCAAGCCUCUCGGGUCUGGAGUGCAUGAAACGAAAUCCGUGCGAGGGAUGCGGUACAACCCAUCGACGUACCGUUGGGAAGGCAAUGAGAACUUGAUCCAUGACUUUGACACGGUGGCUGCGCCUAAAUCACCGAAACCGGCACCGGCUCUCAUCGCCAACGUGGGUCCGUUACAUAACGUCCAGUCGGUCGGCGGGAUGGUCUUUGAUCCUCAGCGCAUGUGUUGGCUCAAAGCAUCUGCUCUGAAACCGGGGGUUGCCGGUAGUGGACCCCUCGACGACGAGGAGGAUGUCUUUGCUGGGUUGGAUGACCUGGAGGAUGACAAGACUGCUGCUCCCACUCGCCGCAACUCGGGCACGAUGGGCAACCUGUCGCCCAACACGCCUGGUGGCGAAUACGGCAGUGCAGGCGAGUCAUCUGACGAUUGUCCCAUCACGGAAGAAUUUGAUGUUGGACCAGAGUUCAUUCGACGUCAGCGUGCGGAGGAAGAGAAGUGGAGACGGAAGGUGGCGAGAUGGGUUGGGCCUGCUCGAGGCGCUGACGACCAGCAAUGGCGCUGGACCAUUCGCGAUCUGGUGGCCGAGGAGAUGGGACAUUUGGUUGCAUAG
Messenger RNA from Penicillium diatomitis, 3048 nucleotides. RefSeq names its product putative cytokinesis regulator (Byr4). Gene Ontology annotation, cellular component: mitotic spindle pole body; SIN/MEN two-component GAP complex. The transcript is spliced from 2 exons. Gene Ontology annotation, molecular function: GTPase activator activity. Gene Ontology annotation, biological process: mitotic spindle orientation checkpoint signaling; regulation of Ras protein signal transduction. The coding region runs from base 1 to 3048 and encodes 1015 amino acids. Lineage: Eukaryota; Fungi; Ascomycota; Eurotiomycetes; Eurotiales; Aspergillaceae. The record is from RefSeq and is a predicted model, not a curated record.